Microthlaspi erraticum is the source of this 330-nucleotide messenger RNA. NCBI's taxonomy places the organism in Eukaryota, Viridiplantae, Streptophyta, Magnoliopsida, Brassicales, Brassicaceae. The record is from the annotation of a GenBank genome assembly.
AUGCCUCAAGAAGAAUGGAGAUUCAUUCAAUUCAUUGUUAUUAACCAUGCAACGGGUCUAUACAUAGAGUUUUUAAUGGACUGGUCUGUACCUGACAACAUCGGUAUUGCGUUUGGCGAUGUAAGAUUCAGUUUUUGGCAUCGGAAAUUCACUAUCACCAAAAAUCAUACGAGCAAGGAGGAGAUGAUAGUUGUCAGAAAAGGUUAUCCUGAGAUCAUCAAGGCAUCGGAAAGUCCCGAUGAUUCAUUGGAGAAGCUGCGGGGAAGAAAUCAUGAAAUAAAAAACUAUGACUUGACUGGAUUCUGUAAAUCAAAAGCGAUUAAGGCGUGA